CGUCGUUGUCCCUCUUUUCUCGCCUUUCUCCCAAAAGAUUUCAAGGACACUCCUAAAUCGCAGGGCCGACUCCUUAGAUCUUCGUUUUGCUUAAACAUGUCGGAGAUCGAUUUGGUGGAUGGGAAUUUGGCUCUUAAAGAGAUUCAGAAGCUGGAUGGCCAUACUGAUAGAGUCUGGAGCCUCGCCUGGAAUCCGGCAGCUGGAGCUGGGGGCCUUCCACCGACACUCGCCUCUUGCAGCGGUGACAAGACAGCUAGAAUCUGGCAGCAGGGCCCCUCAGGUUCCUGGAACUGUACGGCUGUCCUGGAAGAUGCGCAUAAUCGAACUGUCAGGUCUUGUGCUUGGUCUCCAUGCGGGAAACUGUUAGCAACGGGAAGUUUUGAUGCCACGACAGCAAUAUGGCAGCAAAUUGGUGGUGAUUUUGAAUGUGUUGCGACAUUAGAGGGUCAUGAAAAUGAAGUCAAGGGUGUUGCAUGGAAUUCUUCGGGGUCUUUUCUUGCCACUUGUAGUCGAGAUAAGUCUGUUUGGAUCUGGGAAAUGCAACCUGGUAAUGAGUUUGAUUGUGCUUCUGUGCUGCAUGGUCACACACAGGAUGUCAAGAUGGUGCAAUGGCAUCCACAUUUGGAUGUUUUGGUUUCUGUCAGUUAUGACAAUUCUAUUAGGAUCUGGAUUGAGGAUGGAGACCUUAAUGGUUGGAGUUGCGUGCAAACAUUAGGUGAAACUAGCAGUGGUCAUUCAUCAACCGUUUGGGCACUGUCUUUCAGUUCAGGUGGCGAUAGAAUGGUUACAUGCAGCGAUGACCUUACUAUGAAGAUUUGGGACACCACUAAUAAUCCCUCAGAGGAUGGAUCAUGGUUUCACCUCUGCACUCUAUCAGGAUAUCAGGACCGGACAGUGUUUUCAGUUAAUUGGUCAAGGGAUGGUAUUAUUGCUACUGGAGCAGCUGAUGAUUCUAUUUGCCUUUUUCAUGAGACAAAAGAUUCUUUGGUUGGUGGGCUAUCAUACAGCUUAAUUCUGAAGAAGGACAAAGCUCAUGACAUGGAUGUGAACUCUGUGCAGUGGAAUCCCAACGAACCGAAAAUUCUUGCUUCAGCGAGUGACGAUGGCUCAAUAAAACUAUGGAGACUAACACAAGUUCCCUGAAGAAAUGUAAACUGGUUCCAUUCAAAUCUUGUUAUUAUCUUUCAUAGCUGAAAUGCAUGCUUUAUUUUUACCUUUUUCUAGAUUUUUCUUUUCAUGUAGCUGCCAUUUACUCAAUUUCCUAUGAAGAGAAGAUUUCCAAAUUUCAUGGAUGAUCUGAUCCGUUUUAUGGACAUAUAACCCUUUCACA
Dendrobium catenatum is the source of this 1330-nucleotide messenger RNA. Its product is annotated as protein CIA1. The record is from RefSeq and is a predicted model, not a curated record. The transcript has 10 exons. Gene Ontology annotation, molecular function: protein binding. The coding region runs from base 97 to 1143 and encodes 348 amino acids. NCBI's taxonomy places the organism in Eukaryota, Viridiplantae, Streptophyta, Magnoliopsida, Asparagales, Orchidaceae. Gene Ontology annotation, cellular component: cytosolic [4Fe-4S] assembly targeting complex. Gene Ontology annotation, biological process: iron-sulfur cluster assembly.